This is a messenger RNA of Halteromyces radiatus, 767 nucleotides long. Its product is annotated as NADH-ubiquinone oxidoreductase complex I, 21 kDa subunit-domain-containing protein. Lineage: Eukaryota; Fungi; Mucoromycota; Mucoromycetes; Mucorales; Cunninghamellaceae. The transcript is spliced from 4 exons. Bases 104 to 595 code for a protein of 163 amino acids. The record is from RefSeq and is a predicted model, not a curated record.
UUUUUUUUGUAAGCAUGACAAUUAUCAAUUAUUCAUCUUACCAUCAUAAGUAAUAACUUGACUUUUUUCUUUUAUCAUUCAUGUUUAGAUUAUAUAACGUACGAUGCCUGUUAAAACCUUCAACAACGAAUAUCCAGUGAUUGAUACCGAUCCUCACUUUUCUCGUGUGGUUCGUUACUUCAGAACUUCAGACUAUGCUGCUUGGGCUGCUGGUACUGCUGCUGCUCCUGGUCUUUUACUUGCCAUGGAAAAAGUCAAUCCUGCUGGACCUGCUCGUAACCUUCGUUUACCUCUUCGUUUGGCUACUAUUGUAGGUGCAUUCGGUGGUUUCUUAUAUGCAUAUCAAAAUAGUAGUUUGCGUUUCUGGGGUUGGACUGAAAAUGCUCGAGAAGUAGCUAAGGAUCAAGAAGAAAUGCAACAACGUUUGAAGGAAGGCAAGUCUCUAUAUGGUGAUAGUUUUAUGCCUGAACAUGUCCAAAAUGAAUCAUCUCGUAAUUCUCGAUUUGCUCAAUUAAAAUUCAGUGCCUAUCCUUGGUUCAACUUUGCCAAUCAUAACAACCAUGGUGUUGAUACCUCCAAGUACGAAUCUUCUUAGAUUAUUUAGAUCAUUUUCACCUCCUUUUCUACCAUCUCCUAUUAUUUUUAUUUUAUUUUAAAACAAUCAUACACAUUUCCUUUUUUUUUUAUAGUCUUUUAUAGUUUUUACUUUAUUCUUUUGUGUAUAAAACUGAAAUAAAGCCAAAACCUAGGUUUCCCUUUUUUGUUCA